This is a messenger RNA of Pogona vitticeps (central bearded dragon), 2222 nucleotides long. The record is from RefSeq and is a predicted model, not a curated record. NCBI's taxonomy places the organism in Eukaryota, Metazoa, Chordata, Lepidosauria, Squamata, Agamidae.
AAGCGCAACGUCACUGUUGAACUCCGAUCCCGGAUUUCUAGAGAAACGGGGGGGAGGUAAGAAGAAGACGAGUGUUUAGAGUCUGGGGGAUGUCCAGACUUAACGGGAGACGUCGCGUGGGGUCCGCCUUAAAAGUCAGGCAGUGGAGUGAACGGCCCGUCUCGGGUCUUGAGAAAGCCGUUACAGGGUCCUACGGAGAGCGACAGACACAGAAAGGGAGUGAGAGCGGCCUAGAGGGACGAGGCGGCGCAAUGGCGAGGAGCGCAGGUAGCAGCAGAAGUUUAGAGUUAAUCCAGUAAAAUUGAUGAGUCGGCCCAGAAUUGGCAGAGAAGUACUUUCCCUCACCACUCAAAGCAUGAUGAGAACCUCAGAAGCCUGUGAAUGGAUGAGUAGGAUCAUCUUUAGAAUGAAAUCAACAGCGAAAGAAGUCUGAAGGUAGCAGGAAGACAAACUCGUAUAUCACCAUACAGUUUUAUGAAGCAUCCUGAUUUGCUUUCUGAAGAUUUGAAAGUGUGGAGAAGACAUUACGCCCUGCCGCUUUGGAUUGCUGUCCUCACUCUCACACCCUGAUCACAAGACACCAUGUACUGCCUCCAGUGGUUAUUGCCUGUUCUCCUCAUCCCAAAGCCUCUCAACCCAGCCUUGUGGUUCAGUCAUUCAAUGUUCAUGGGCUUCUAUCUACUGAGUUUCCUUUUGGAGCGGAAACCUUGCACAAUCUGUGCCUUGGUCUUCUUGGCCGCUUUGUUCCUCAUCUGCUACAGCUGCUGGGGAAAUUGCUUUUUGUAUCAUUGCUCUGGCUCCCAUCUGCCUGACUCUGCUCAUGAUCCCAACAUAGUUGGCACUUAAAACUUUCCACUUGAUUGCAAGAUCUUUGUGGGUCCCCCCCCUUUCUUCUAAAGGGACAGUGUAAUUGGAAGGAGAGAUUCUAAGACAUGUGAUUGGAGUACAAGCAGCCUGUUUGUACGUCUGGAUUAAACAGUUUCAUGAUGACCUAUACCUCCUAAAUCUGCCUGUUAAAUUUGAAGAAAACUGUUUAUAGUGAUAACUGAUGUGGCUAUCUGUUCUGGGUGGCUUUUCUUUUUCUCCUUCUGCCUUCUAUAUUGUUUAAGGUUGAUUAUUCAAUCUCUGACUCAGUUGUAAAGAGAUAUGUUGCUUGAUGCAGUAGCAUUUAUCUGACUCCUUUCCUAAAUCAGGAGACAGACAUCAGUCGUAUGUAACGUGAGUCCUCUGAUCUUGUGGAAACAGUUGGAAAGCCUUAUUUCAUCUGUAGCUGGUGUUUAUUGCUCCAGACAACUGAGGAAGAACUUGCAAAUGACUAAUAAGUUUGAAAGCUUCAUGGGACAGAGGCUGCUGAUUCAUCUCAGCAGGCCCAACUGGAAGGGGCAGUGUUGUCUGGAACGCUUUCCAAACUACUUAUCUGCCAAGAUCAUAGCUCAAAAAUCCUGGAGUCAUCAUGAUGCCACUUUUGCAGCACAGAUGUAGAAGCUUGUUUCACCUACCACCCCAGUCAGAUACCCACUGUUUACAAAAGUCUUGAGUUGGGAAGAAAGCAUGUUCUGCUGUGAAGUGUGGGGGUCCCUUUUAUUGGUUUUGCAUUUGAAUUUUAAGCUAUCUUACCUUGCAAAUGGGAGUUCAGGGAUGGGGGAUUUGAAUGUGCUUCUGCUGAGAUGAGAAGUGUGGGCUCCUUCUCAAUAAUGAAUUGGAACAGUCACUUGAAUGACAGGCUGCUUUUCUUUUACUUUUCCUUUAAUGCCAUGAGUAUUAAUCUCUCGACACAAGCAGAUGAGCCCGAGCUCACAUGCAUGGGAGAAAGGAAGUGACAAAUGCUUUGGCUACAGAUCCUCCAUUUUCUUGUGGUAGUAGGAUCAUGCAUUUAUUACUCCAUCCCCAUCCUCCAGAAUAGCUUUCACUUGCACAUUGGCCAUUUCCAGAGAAUAUCUCCUGUCUUCCUUAGGAAAUGCUUGCUUGUGUGAUAUGUAAGCUAUUCUGAGGGGCAAGUGUAAACCUCUUCAGUAACAUUUCAAGGUUGUAAGGUCAUCUUGUUUUGCCAUCCAUUUGGCUCUGCACAAUCUUCCUUGGAGGAAUGUUGCUGAAAAGUCAGUUUCUCUCUCAAGGGAGCUGGAACUGAGAAACCAAUUGUGAAACCUCCACAGAAAGUUUUUAUUUUUUGUUUGUUCAUUGCACAGCUGUUCAACGAGUUUAAUAAAGCUUUAUAAACUUUG